UUUCUUUUAUUAUAUUGACUUCGCGAAGAAAGAUUUCUGAAUUCGCCGCUGCGCUGCAUAAACCUUAUGGCUUCGUUGGCGGCCCUCAGAGAGCUCCAGCGCGACCUUGAAUCCCAAGCCAACGCCCUCAGCAAACUCCAGAAAGACAUCGCCAAGAACCACCGGGUGAGGAAGCAGUACACCAUCCAGCUCGGCGAGAACGAGCUCGUCCUCAAGGAAUUGGAGUUGUUGAAUGAGAAUGCCAAUGUGUAUAAGCUGAUAGGGCCGGUGCUCGUGAAGCAAGACCUGGCGGAGGCGAAGGCCAACGUCCGCAAGAGGAUAGAGUACAUCUCUGCCGAACUGAAGCGGCUUGAUGGGACCCUUCAAGAUUUGGAAGACAGGCAGAACAACAAGAAGGAUUCG
This is a messenger RNA of Elaeis guineensis (African oil palm), 402 nucleotides long. The record is from RefSeq and is a predicted model, not a curated record. Lineage: Eukaryota; Viridiplantae; Streptophyta; Magnoliopsida; Arecales; Arecaceae.